GGCUAUGAUCCCAUUGCUGGGCCCGGCUCGUCCUGCUCGGCAGCCAACGCGUCCGGCCAAUGCGUCGUGCCCUGGGGCCGCGGCCAUAAGAGCGUAACGAGCGUCGUGCUGGUAGCGAACGGCGUUAGCUUCGCGAUUAUGACGUUGAUCUUCACGACUAUCGGGAGUGCGGCUGACUACGGAACUUUUGGGCGCUGGCUGCUUCUUGCGGUCACGGUCGUCUGUUGGGGCGCACAGUUUGGAAGCAUGGCUUUGACCAAACCGUCUCGUUGGGGGGCUGCGAUGGCCUUAUAUAUGAUCGGAUUCAUCUCAUACGGCGCGACACUGGUCUUUUAUGCAGCGCUGUUCCCUCGCCUGGCCAGAAACACGGCCCACGCAAGCGAAAUCAGAACCCAAUACGAAGCUGAGAAGAUAUCGAAGGAAGAGUACGAGAAAGAGGAGAGCUUGGAGAAGAAUCUCAUCAGCAACAUCAGCACCGCUCACAGCAAUAUCGGAUACAUUGCUACCCUCUGUCUGAAUCUGUCUAUCUUGCUCCCUUUGAGCUCUAACGCACUCGUCGACAACUACACGAUCGUCUUAACUAAUAUGUAUUGGGUCCUUACCGGUGUCUGGUGGUUCAUCUUUCAGGAACCGCGUCCCGGCCCUCCGCUGCCGAAAGGAGAACACUACAUCACGAUCGGCUGGAAACAGAUCUGGGCAGCAUGCAAACAGUACAAACAGCUUCCGUACACUUUCAUCUACUUGUUCGCGUUCUUCCUCCUGGCCGAUGGCCUCAACACGACCGGAACCCUAGUUUCGAUAUGCCAAAACGACAAGUUCUCCUUUAGCUUCUUGCAGAACACGUAUCUGGGCCUGUCGCAAG
Molecule: messenger RNA, 862 nt
Organism: Mycena citricolor
Lineage: Eukaryota; Fungi; Basidiomycota; Agaricomycetes; Agaricales; Mycenaceae
Source: the annotation of a GenBank genome assembly